Messenger RNA from Phragmites australis (common reed), 1295 nucleotides. RefSeq lists its product as uncharacterized. The transcript has 9 exons. Lineage: Eukaryota; Viridiplantae; Streptophyta; Magnoliopsida; Poales; Poaceae. Bases 96 to 1130 code for a protein of 344 amino acids. The record is from RefSeq and is a predicted model, not a curated record.
AAAAUCCACCAACCCUAAAGACAACCUGCACCUAGAGCAUCCGCCGAGCUCCACCGUCCGCCGCCGCCGAGGGGCACACAAGAGGCUCGGAGGAGAUGGAGGGGGGCUCGCCGGGAGGAUUUGCAAAUUUGUCCCAACGAUCUACUAUGGGAGCGGUAGACCAGCGCAGAAUUCGAUCUAUUCGCGAGCCUCUGUUCGGUGAUGGUUGUUUCUCUGUAGUGCCAACUGGUUUGUUCGAUCACGACAGCCUUUUGCGCAAAACACUCACCUCUGACGAACGCUUUGAAGCUUUCUUGCAAUUCCGUGAGCAAGCAUUGGAAAUUGCUGCAGCCCAGCUGAUCUCUGCAUCCAAUUCACCUGCUGAUCUCUUCCACCUGGCUGGUGAAGAAGAGUUGGACUUUCGAGCAAGCUACGUGUAUGACCCUGGAAUGUUUCCUCACUACGUUUAUGACAAUGACUUGACUUCACAAAGAUUGUAUUAUGUUUAUAGAUCUUUUGCCUUUCAAAAAAGUCUUCUGAAUCUUGACUUUAUUCAGAAGAACAGUGAUUGUGAAGAAGUAUUAAAAAUACUUAAAUCUUCAACUCAAUGGUCUGAGCUGCAAGAUAGUCAGCUAAGAACUCUUUUACAGAGGCAUAUGAACCUUUUGAAGGAACAUCAUGAGAUGUCACAAUUGGACUCAAAUACCAGAGGCACCAGCAGAUCUGAGUCAUUCAAAAAUUUUGCUUUGGAGAAGAUCAAUUCAGAGCUGAGUUCAGAAUUAGAUGAACUUCAACUUGUGGAUGACUGGGCGUUUUUGAAUCAAUACUGCAAGUUUACGAAAUUAAAUAUUCUUGCAAGAAAAUGUGACUCUGAGGCACAAAUGGCUGAUAUUGUUAUUCUUGAAGAGGCAGUACCAAUAAGAGAUGGGUAUAUGAAGGAGCACAUGUCUUCUGGAAGCCCAAUAGAAAGUAAGCUAGCUAUCGCAAAACAGAAGGCCAAGGAGUCAAUGGAGGGUUGCAUGGGUUCCUUGCGUCGAAUGAAUCCGCGGUUUGGAAGGGGCACUGCUCGUGGUAAGGCUGCAUUUUUUGCUUUCAGUACAUUUGCAGCUGUUGCAUCGGCAACUUGGAAGAUAAGGAGGGAGCACAGCUAGCCGUGUAGCUGGUCUCUGCAAAGAUACAGUCAACUCAUGUUUGACAUCUGCAUCCUGUAUAAUAUUUAGUAUUAUUUACUCUUUUAGGCCAGGUUGUAUCAGAGUGCCAUGUGUAAUAGGAUUGGUAAAAUUAUGUAGAAUAAUCCACUUAAUUCAAGAUUUCUU